Platichthys flesus (European flounder) is the source of this 4095-nucleotide messenger RNA. It is a transcript of the gene slc7a10b, whose product is annotated as solute carrier family 7 member 10b. Gene Ontology annotation, molecular function: L-amino acid transmembrane transporter activity; neutral L-amino acid transmembrane transporter activity. The transcript has 11 exons. Gene Ontology annotation, biological process: amino acid transmembrane transport; D-alanine transmembrane transport; D-serine transmembrane transport. Bases 134 to 1684 code for a protein of 516 amino acids. Lineage: Eukaryota; Metazoa; Chordata; Actinopteri; Pleuronectiformes; Pleuronectidae. The record is from RefSeq and is a predicted model, not a curated record. Gene Ontology annotation, cellular component: membrane.
GCAGCCGCAGCGUGUUGCGCAUGCGCAGCCCCUUUCACAGCGGCUGAAUGCGCAGCGCAGAGGACAGGAGCGUCCUGGGACCCGGAGGACUCGCACACUGUGGACUGGACCGAGCGGACCCGGGCAGGAGGACAUGGAUGGACACAGCAGUGGCGGGUGCGCACGGCCGCGCGCCUCCGGGACGCACGGAGCCCAGAAGAAGGAGGAGAUCCCGGAUCGAGUGACUCUGAAGAAGGAGAUCGGGCUCCUCAGCGCCUGCACCAUCAUCAUAGGGAACAUCAUCGGCUCGGGGAUCUUCAUCUCUCCGAAGGGCGUCCUGGAGCACUCGGGCUCGGUGGGCGUGGCGCUGGUGGUGUGGUUACUGGGAGGAGGCAUCGCCGCACUGGGAUCGCUGUGCUACGCAGAACUGGGCGUCACCAUCCCCAAGUCUGGAGGCGACUACUCCUACGUCACGGAGAUAUUCGGUGGUCUGAUGGGGUUCCUCCUGCUGUGGAGCGCCGUCAUCAUCAUGUACCCGACCACGCUGGCCGUCAUCGCCCUCACCUUCUCCAGCUACGUCCUGCAGCCCGUCUUCCCAGAGUGUGUUCCUCCAUACAUGGCCACGAGGAUGCUGUCGGCCAUCUGUCUCCUGCUGCUGACCUGGGUGAACUGCUCCAGUGUGCGGCUGGCCACCAGGAUCCAGGACGUCUUCACCGUGGGGAAGCUCAUGGCUCUGGGCCUCAUCAUCGUGGUCGGCCUGGUCCAGAUCUUCAAAGGGAACUACGAGGCUCUGGCGCCUUCCGUGGCCUUCUCCAUGGAGCGGACGCCGACGGUCGGGCAGAUCGCUCUGGCCUUCCUUCAGGCCUCCUUCGCCUUCAGCGGCUGGAACUUCCUCAACUACGUCACCGAGGAGGUGGUUGAACCCAGACGGAAUCUACCUCGUGCCAUCUACAUUUCCAUUCCAUUGGUGACCUUUGUGUACACGCUCACCAACAUCGCCUACUUCUCCUCCAUGUCCCCCGAGGAGCUGCUGUCGUCCAAUGCCGUGGCUGUAACGUUCGGGGAGAAGCUUCUUGGGAUGUUCUCCGUCAUCAUGCCCAUCUCCGUGGCCCUGUCCACCUUCGGAGGAAUCAACGGUUACCUGUUCACCUCCUCCAGGUUGUGUUUCUCCGGGGCCAGAGAGGGUCACCUGCCGAGCCUGCUCGCCAUGAUCCACUAUAAGUACUGCACGCCCAUCCCCGCCCUGCUGUGCUGCUGCACUGCCACCAUUGUUAUUCUCUGCAUCGGAGAAACACACAACCUCAUCAACUACGUGUCCUUCAUCAACUACCUGUCGUACGGCGUCACCAUCGCAGGCCUGCUCUACUACCGCUGGAAGAAGCCCAACCUCUACCGACCAAUCAAGGUGAACCUGCUGGUUCCUGUGUGUUACCUGAUGUUCUGGGCCCUGCUGCUGGGAUUCAGUCUCUACUCGGAGCCGGUGGUUUGUGGCGUCGGCCUCGUCAUCAUGCUCACCGGCGUCCCCGUCUACUUCCUGGGUGUUCACUGGAGAGAAAAACCAAAGUGUAUCUACAACUUCAUCGAGAGGGCGACCUACGUGGGCCAGAGGUUGUGCUUCGUGGUCUUUCCUCAGAUCGACCCCAUCGAGAACGCCGACCCCUCAGAAUGGACUGAGCGCUCGUCACGCAGGAGCAGUUUGUCUUAAAACUCUUUUCUGAAUACAUGAAGAUGUUUCCAGUCCAGACACCGGCUCCUGCUCUGGGAUCUGCCGGUUUGACCUUUCACCUUCUGAGACUCUUUAUUUGUGCUCGGGCCGCCUGCACUUUUUAUUUCUUUUCCUCUUUUUUUAUUAAGUCAACAAACACAAAAAUCUAAUGUUGACAGAGCGACACUGUGAAAAUGACUUUAAUUCCCUUUUUGGAGGAAUUUGUUCCUCUUGUGUAACACGACUGGACGACGUGUUUUCUGCCUUUAGACCUUUUCACACCAAGUCCACACAGAUCCAGAGUCAGGAAUCUGAAUACAGUCAGAAAACACACGUGUGCAUCAGGUCUGGUACAAAAUAUCCACAUGUUUCUAAACCGUGAUAAGUUUGAUCUACAUCUUCUCUUCUGUGUUUCUGACUGAGGAACCAGAGGAAAAUGAUCUUCUUCAGGAUAAUGUUUCUAAACGUUUCAUCAUUUUAUUUUCAUUUAAAGCUGCUUUCAAACUGACAUUAUCCUGAAAUGUUCUGGAGGAACAGACAUUUCUGAGUCAGUGUCUCUGGACAUGUUCUGGAUCUUCUCCUGCAGCCUCCUGGUAGAAUGUGUGUAACAUGUCAGAGUGAGUCCAUGUGAGGAACCAGCAGGACAAUGUGUGGAAGCUUCCCAGAGAGCGAGUGGACGUGUGGACUGGGUUUCUAACACGUGACGUGAAACUGGACGAACACAAACAUCUCAGGAUGAAGAAGAGGAGCCGGACAAGUAGAAGAUGAAGACGUCAACUUGGAAACACGAGGAGAUUCCAGAUCUUCUGGUGAUGAGGGCCGACGCCGGUGUGGAUGAGCUGUAAACAACAACACUGAUCUUUCCACAGCAGAGUUCAUACGUCAUGUCCCGCCUCCUGCUGCUCUAAAGGCUCCGCCCCUCACCUGGAUGUUCCCACAUGUUCCUGUUUGAACGAGUCGGUCCCGACAACCUGCUGCUGCUUCACAAAUACUAACUACACAACAUGUCCAGACAACAUUUACACAGUGCUGGUUUGAAGCAGUCACAUGUGAUUAUUAAUAAUUUCACACACGUAGUUGUUGUGUUUGGAUAAACAGCACAACUUCCUUUACACUUGUGUCCAAUGUGUCUCUGAACAGUGUCCCGAUGUGGUUCCAUCACGUUUCGCCCUCAGUGCGUCUGAUCAUGUUUAAAUGAAGCUGUGAACUUCUGCUGAGUUCUGCUGCAGUUUGAAUUACUCAUAACGAUUUUCCUCCAAAAGUUAAUUCUGUAUUUUGAAUUCAAGUCUUUAACAGACCUGGAGUCAGUGUAAGGAUCUGAGAGCUGCAGUGAUAUCCUUUACCUUCUCAGUGUUAGUGACAACUUGACAACAGAACAUUCGGCUGAAGAUAAAUGGAAGUUUUUCCGAAUCCUGCAGAGACAUGAAUCCUUAAUAACGGACAUGUUCUGUUGUGAUGAUCUGACUUUGUCUCCCCCGUCUUCAAAAACUUCAGAUUCAUCUUACUGAAGAAAAUCCCGACGCGUCCGAUCGCUGAUUUAAAAAGUAUUUUCAUCGUCUUAUCUCCUAGAACCUGGUUCAAUAACCCAGAACAAGGAUCUGAACCUAUGGAGGAAUGAACCGUCCUCAGAAUCUAAAGUGUCCGAUCCUGUGUGUCAUGUGACUCAGUCCAGUUUUAACUGGCUCAGGAUGAAGCUACUGGAACAAUAUGUGUAAAGUGACUUGGUGUGAAAAGGCCUUUACUGGGGGAAAUGUAUAUUUAAUAUUGUUUAUUAACUGAUUCACCAUAUUAGACUUUAAUAUAUGUUGCGAGUGCCUUUUGUUGUGUGUUUUGCAUUUUGCACUUUGGUCUUCUACACAAGUUGCUGUGGUCAGUAAACAGCCAGGGGGCGCUGUGUGCCCGAGAUGGAGUGUGUUAACCGUUAACCCAGUAGCUGUGUGUUCACCUCACCUUCAUCUGAUCUACUGACUGUGAACACACCUAGACACUUUCUCACCGGUUGUUUCUUUACAAAAUAAAAGUCUAAUGUUAUUAAAGUAUGUGACUGAGAGAGAACCGUCCACGUCCUGAAUCUCUCUGACCUCUGACCUGUGAUUUAACAGACGUGUCACAUGACACAUGUUUCUAACUGAGCCUGAACACCAGCCCGUCGUCUUAGUCCAGUAAUUAUUUUAGACUUUUACACUGAUCUGAUAAAUAAAAACAAGGAUAUGUGAAAACAGAUUUGUGUGAGACACGUGUUUCAAACCAUAGCAGUGGAUGUUCCUGCUCAGAUUUUUGUGUUUGAAUGGAAACAGGUUUAUUGUGAAAAGAGUUAAAAUCCAAACUCACUUGUUUCAGCACAAAACGUCUCUGGUGUUAAUUUGUUCUUCUGAUUCGAGCAGUUGAAUAAAAUCUGUGUCUCAAAACCA